GUCUCUCUGGUGCCUCUCGGUUGGCUGGGCUCAGCAAAUUUGUGUUACUGCGUGCCAUAUCAGUACGACAUUGCUCCUCUAUGCCAUAUUCUGCCCAGGGACGGAUAUUGGCGGGUUGCUAGGCAGUUGUUCUGAACGAUGGCUCCGGUCCAUUGAGGCUGCCCAUUAUGCCCUUUGCUGGCGGAGCGCUCCGCAACCCAAGGGAUGAAACUCCUGUCAUCAUAUUCUUGGUGAAUUUUUCCUGGAGGUCUAAACGCCUUGAGGCUUUCUAGACCUCCUGAAACACGCCGACGUGACAAUCGCUCAAAGACGUCGCUCCUAACGACGCCGGCACCGGCGAUUGCGAUUACAUCUUCUAUGUGCAGUACGUAGCAGUAUCCCUGUCGGCUCUAUCGGAAACCCCUGGAACGGCGGAACGGGAGCUCUCUAUUUUCAAAACCAUGUUGAAGGCGCAGCUGCCUUUGUGCUCCAAUUGACCGGGAAAAUCGACUUGUAUCAUCUCUAUCAGCACGGCCGCUCGUCCUCAUUGCUUAUUAGGCAGCUAGUGACGCCGUCCGUCGUCAGCUCUAUCCUAGCGACGGCGACUGCAUCUCGUAUCUGCGCGGCCUAUACGACAGUACUUAACAGACCUUCGUACAUCUUCUCAUGCAUUCGUCGCCCUGUUGAUCAGAGCUGCCACAGACUCUUAUUUGCGCCAACGUCUUAUCCUCCUUCUCUCCUGUUGUGCUCUUAACAAGAGCUGAACUCGCUCGUUCAACAUCCUGCCAUUGAAGCUUUUGACGCCGCAAUGGAUUCUCCACUCUCAGCCGGUCCUUACCGCCCCAUCCAUGGUGCCUAUGUUCGCGACAAAACCGACGCCCUCAUCCUGUGCCAGGCCGCACACGAUGGUCUCGUACAACAGGCAUCCCAGAAGAUAUCCAUCCAGCAGCGAAAGCAACUCGCGACAAGUGGUUCGCUGUUUGUCUUUGAAAAGAGCACUGCAGAGAUGGAACGGUGGACUGACGGAAGAGGUUGGAGUCGAAGCCGGCAGCUUCCCGAUAAGUUCUUCGUCUACUUCGAAGAAUACACCAACUCGAAUAAUAUGAACUCAGCCGGCCUGAGCAAUGAAGAAACCACGACUCCAAAACGUACGAAACGGAGCGAUCCGUCCGACUUAAUCGGCAAUCUUGUUGGCCCCUUGCGCUACCUCUCUGGGUUUUCGACUCAGGUGCUCAUCAAAAAGACAAUUACCCUGAAGUUUCCCGGCAAAGAAUGGCACGUCGUUUCAUACUUCACCGUUGACGACGUGCUCAGCGGCAAGCUUCCCGCUGUGAGCGACUCCUCCCUAUUCCAAGGAUCGCUGUCACAUGUUGCGCACGCCUCCCACUCUAUGGGUCCAAUGAUACCAUCACCCCCGCCGAGCAUGCCACCCAGGCAAGGUCGCAUGCGAUCCAGCACCUGGUCCAACGGUUCAGAACCAGCUGCGGGGCUCAUGCACCAACAAGUCGUCCAAGAUCAGCACACAACGCAUCGGGGUCUGCAAUCGCGGGUGAUUGCGCCACCAAGGCUGGAAUCUCAUCCUGGAUACAACACAAUGAAUGGGAUAAUUCCAGUCAACGGAAAUCUAGGAUCCGGACCAACAUCCCCCGUCCGUCGUACCGGCCCGUCUCUGACACCUCUUGACACGUCUUUGCCUAUGUCCCCUAAUCGGCGCGCGAGUGCGCCCACCGCUCCAAUCGGCUUCCUCACUCACAGCCGUGGUCAUUCUGGCGCGAGCUCGCCAAAUUCGGCCACCUUCAGCUACUCACCGAUGCCCUUCCAGUUCCCUACACUAUGCACACCACCAUUCGGAACCAUUGCGCAGCACUCCCUUGGCGAACAUGGGGCCUUUCCGGUGGCAUCACGAGGUAUUCCACCUAUGACGCUCCCAUCCCCGCAACAGUCUAUUGCCUAUCAGUCCCCACCAUCGUCGGGCCGCAUGAACAUGGCACCUUGGGGCUUCCCCGAAACUCACGCGCCCCUGUCACCAUCCGCAUGUUUCGACUUCGAAGCCUAUGCCUCCAGUCUGACACCUGACAAGGGUUCAUCGCAGAGCUCCCCAACCAUGUCCGAUCUCCCCGUCGGCGGGAGCUUCCAAGGCGCUGCAACAUCCUCAUCGACUGUUAUCGAUCCGUUUCUCGAUGUAGGACACUGGGGUUUCGAGAACGACGGUGCAAGGGACUGUGUACACGAGCAGAUCACACCCAAGGCGUUCGAGCACGGGCCUAUCUCUUUCGACGGCGGGCUCAUGCUGAGCAACGAUGCGGAUGUUACUAUGGACUUCCAAAUGCAACAAUGGAUCGACACUAAUUGUCACACCCAGUGGCCAGCCCACGCGUGAAUCCCUCCUAUCGGACAUUCCUUACGAACAUUCCUUACUUAUUACCUGCGCCCCCCUUGUAAAAGUACGUGUUACUGUCAUCCAUCAUGUUUUAAUCCAGAUACAGUAGCACACCUACCCC
Molecule: messenger RNA, 2480 nt
Organism: Dacryopinax primogenitus
Lineage: Eukaryota; Fungi; Basidiomycota; Dacrymycetes; Dacrymycetales; Dacrymycetaceae
Exons: 3
Coding region: 788-2359 (523 amino acids)
Molecular function (GO): DNA binding
Source: RefSeq, a predicted model, not a curated record